Papilio xuthus (Asian swallowtail) is the source of this 1824-nucleotide messenger RNA. It is a transcript of the gene Mdh2, whose product is annotated as malate dehydrogenase 2. Gene Ontology annotation, biological process: tricarboxylic acid cycle; malate metabolic process. Lineage: Eukaryota; Metazoa; Arthropoda; Insecta; Lepidoptera; Papilionidae. The coding region runs from base 287 to 1312 and encodes 341 amino acids. The record is from RefSeq and is a predicted model, not a curated record. The transcript is spliced from 6 exons. Gene Ontology annotation, molecular function: L-malate dehydrogenase (NAD+) activity. Gene Ontology annotation, cellular component: mitochondrion; cytoplasm.
AUUUUAAAAAUCCAUUAAUUGAUUGUUUAAGAUUUUUCUUUUCUCGGCGUCUAAUUGGUUUAGAUACGUAAUCGAAUGGAAUUAACGAAUACCCAAGGUUCUGCUAGCGUUUUCCGUUAUAACAUCAAGAGUAGCGCUUUUCUACAACGUAUCCGUAUGACGUCAAUUACAUCACAUCACUAGUUAUCAACGAACGAAAGGUCGGACGGGUCAGGAGGAUCCCCAUUUAAGCGGCAUAUUCCAUUUAUUAUAUUAGUAUUAAAAAAUAUUAAAAUAAACAUAUAAAAUGUUUUCCCGUGCCCUGAAACCCGUUGCCAGUGUGGCAGUCCAGAAUGGCGCAAAAUUCUCCACCACAUCACAGAAAAACUUUAAAGUGGUGGUGGCGGGUGCUGCCGGUGGUAUCGGUCAGCCACUGGCUUUGCUGCUGAAGCAGAAUUCUUUGGUGACAAGGCUAGCGUUAUACGACAUCGCGCCUGUGACCCCUGGAGUCGCCGUUGACCUAUCCCACAUGGACACACCAGCCCAGGUCACCGGGCACAAGGGUCCAGAACAAUUAGCCGCAGCUGUUGAAUGUGCGGAUCUGGUAGUGAUUCCUGCAGGUGUGCCCCGUAAGCCGGGCAUGACCCGUGAUGACUUGUUCAACACAAAUGCAUCCAUUGUCCGUGAUAUAGCAGACUGUGUUGCUAAGAAUGCACCCAAAGCUAUCAUGGCUAUUAUCACCAAUCCUGUCAAUUCUAUGGUGCCUAUUGCUUCAGAAGUACUGAAGAAGGCUGGAGUAUAUGAUCCCGCUAAAGUACUUGGUGUAACCACCCUGGAUGUGGUCCGUGCUGCUGCUUUCAUUGGAGAGAUCAACUGCGUGGACCCCACUACUGUAAAGAUUCCCGUCAUCGGAGGGCAUUCGGGUGUUACCAUUAUUCCCGUGCUCAGCCAGAGCUGCCCCGCUGUUAAUUUGACCGACCAGAGCAAGAUUGAGGCACUCACAAAGAGGAUCCAGGAAGCUGGUACUGAGGUGGUGAAGGCAAAGGCCGGUGGAGGCUCCGCCACUCUGUCGAUGGCGUACGCCGGCGCCCGUCUCGCCUGCGCAGUGCUGCGGGGACUCAAGGGUGAUUCAGACGCAGUGGAGUGCGCAUACGUGAAGUCAGAUCUGACCGAGGCGACUUACUUUGCCAACCCAGUGCAGUUCGGACCCAACGGAGUUGAGAAGAACCUGGGCUACGGAGAGCUCAAUGACUACGAGAAGGAACUCCUCAAGGCUGCCAUACCUGAACUCCUUAAGAACAUCAAGACCGGUGAGAACUUCGCCAACAAGUAGACUAUUACCAAUGAACCAACCAGGAUGAAGACGGGAGAUUGGAGAAUUUGAAAUUUCUAGGAUUAGAACUAUGUCUAGUGAUAAUAGUGUUAAAAUUUAUUUUAAAUAGGAAAAUAUACAAAGAAGUAGUUUGGUAAUAUAUAUACCAUAGUUUUUGGGUUAUUGCUAUUUAAAAUAUGUUUUAAUGAAAUUAAAUGGCAUUAUUCUAUUUUAAAUUGUUCUUAGUAUAUUUUGGUUCUUUCCGAUGUCGUAUGUCUUUAAUGUCCUGAUUAAAAAGAAAAUGGUAGCAAAUAAAUGUUAGGAAAAUCUAUAUUUACCCUGACUCUUACUAUUUAUUAAAUUAUUCUUUCUUUUUAUCUGAAAAAUAUCGAAUGUUUGUAAUUAGAAGGAUUAUAUUUGCAUUUUGCUUUUGUUUAUUUAAACUUGUAAUGUCUGUGCGGAGGAUGGAAGUUAUUUUGUAAAUAAAUUGUUGGCCCCCGUAUGUUAUGUUGGUAUUAAAAUACAACAAAUAA